This is a messenger RNA of Pygocentrus nattereri (red-bellied piranha), 2278 nucleotides long. RefSeq names its product carbonic anhydrase 15 (gene car15). The record is from RefSeq and is a predicted model, not a curated record. Gene Ontology annotation, molecular function: zinc ion binding; carbonate dehydratase activity. Lineage: Eukaryota; Metazoa; Chordata; Actinopteri; Characiformes; Serrasalmidae. The transcript is spliced from 8 exons. Gene Ontology annotation, cellular component: plasma membrane. Bases 83 to 1048 code for a protein of 321 amino acids.
GCAAGCCGGACGUCCUGCAGGGGUCAGGAGCUCUAUUUAAACCCACGGGUCAGUCCAGCAGGGUCACUUACACCAAGAGAUCAUGCUGCUGCUGCUGCUGCUGCUGGUUAUGCUCCAGACCAUCCUCACACUCACUCUUACUUACGAUGAUUUCUGUUAUGAUGAUGGUCAGUGUGACCCAUACGCAUGGGGGGACAUGUUUCCGUCCUGUCACCCCCUGCUGGAUGCUCAUCACUCCCCAAUUGACCUCGGCUGGCAGCAGGUCAGAGAUGCCCAGCUGGAUGAGCUACAGCUCUCCGGAUUCAACAGCACUCCUAAAGGCCAGUGGAGACUGACCAACCAGGGCCACUCGGUUGUGUUGGAGGUGGGCGGUGGGCUAUCAGUGAGCGGUGGUGGUCUUCCUGGAUUGUAUCGGACAGUCCAGCUGCAUUUCCACUGGGGCAGCGCGUCCACCAACGGCUCCGAACACACACUCCUCCUGCAGCGCUUCCCCAUGGAGAUGCAUAUCGUCAGUAUUAAAUCCUCUCACCCGAAUCUGACCGCUGCUCUGGAUGACCCAACCGGCCUUGCUGUACUUGCCAUCUUCAUUGAUCUGAGCUACAUGGACAACGAGAACUUCCAGCCGAUCUCCAGCGCACUGCCCUUCAUCACAUAUAGAGGUCAGGAGAAGUCCAUCCGGCCAUUCCCCCUGCUGACUCUGCUGCCCCAGGCUAACUUGUCUCAGUAUUACCGCUACCAUGGCAGCCUGACCACACCCCCCUGCUCACAUGCUGUGCUGUGGACCAUUUAUGAGAUGCCCAUCUCCAUCUCCUGGGCACAGUUUGAGCCAUUUGUCAGCGGGAUUUACUCUACAGAGGAGGGAGCAGAGCCUGCAGCUCUUCUGCAGAACAACUUCAGACACAUCCACCGCACUUAUAGCCAUGUUUACGCCUCCAAACAUGCCCGCCUGCUCUCCAGCGCCCCCCUGUUCACCACCUGCCCAGUCACACUCCCCCUCUUCCUCAUCCUCACUGCUCUUAGGUCAGCCUUCAGCACACUGAACUGGUAAAACUGAUCUUCAGUGAGGAACAUUCAGCAAAGCCUGUGGAGGGAUGAGGGAAACAGCAGUUCAAAGGCCAGGAGCUCCAGUGAAGAAACCGAGCAGACUCCACUUCCUGAUACAGGAAGAGACCACAUUUCAACGGCAUUGAUGAUUAUAGAUUUGAUUAGGUUGUGAUUAUUUAGGGAGCGAUUCAAUGAAUCUUGAAAUCUCAUAUUUCACCAAUCGAUUUGAUUCAGUUCGGCUCAAUUGGUCAAACAGCAGGGGGCGCUCCGGCCACCUUUCUUCACUGUGUGUUUUUGAACACAGAACAAAAGGUUUUGACUAAAUUAAAUUUCGAAUCCAGAUUCCCAUCCUUGGUUUUAUGAUAACUACUAGUUAAUUGAACCUCUUAUAUAACUGAAUGGCCACUGAGAGGAGUGACCACAAAAUCUAGGACUGGACACUUUAAUACACAAUAACUGUUUAUUGAAUUUAACAUGUUGGAAAAAAUUUAAAUGCCACGUUAUAUUUUAUUUUCUCCCCAAUGUGUUAAAUUCAGCCAAUAAACAGUAAUUGUGUAUUAAAAUGUACAGAUGUGUCUCUGUAGAUGUGCUUACUUAUCCACACUCAGUAAAUCAACAACAUAAAAUUUGGCAAGGGGCUCACAAACUUUGGCACAAGACUGUGUAGGCAGGACUGAGCAAACAAGGCAUGUCAGUCUAACUGUUUAAAAUGGUUUAUCUGGGCAAGAUCACUAUUAUAAAUACACUGAAGUGAAUAUAUAGAAAUAAUAUAAAGUGUUAAUUUUUCAGAAAUGUAGUUGAUAUUUUGUGAGCUGGGUUGUAGAGCAAAGUUUGCUUCUUGUUUUCUCCUGCAGCAACACAGAUUUAUAAAGCUCCAUCCGCAGCUCCUGAUCUGUCAUCAUGAAGUAUUGAUCAGAUAAAGCAGGUGCUGGAUAAUCAAUACAGUUACAGAAGACAGGAAACACAAACUCACUGACACACAAAAUCACUACUUACUGCAUCAACGCUAUUUAAUUAUGUUGGUUACUAUUAUGAUUAUAUAUAUUAUGAGGUGUAACAUUUAUAUACAUAUAGUGAUAUGCAAAGAUUUGAGCACCCCAGUCAGUGUUUAGAGGAUUUUCUAAGUGUAAACAAGUUCACACGCUCUCUAUAGACAUACAUAAAUAUAAGAUUUUUAGUGCACAAUUUCUGUUUAUUUGCUGAACUUACUGGAAAUAAAAAAAUAUUCCUAGCA